Messenger RNA from Dipodomys spectabilis (banner-tailed kangaroo rat), 2166 nucleotides. It is a transcript of the gene Mul1, whose product is annotated as mitochondrial E3 ubiquitin protein ligase 1. Gene Ontology annotation, cellular component: mitochondrion. Lineage: Eukaryota; Metazoa; Chordata; Mammalia; Rodentia; Heteromyidae. Bases 86 to 1144 code for a protein of 352 amino acids. Gene Ontology annotation, biological process: protein ubiquitination; organelle organization. Gene Ontology annotation, molecular function: ubiquitin-protein transferase activity. The record is from RefSeq and is a predicted model, not a curated record. The transcript has 4 exons.
GCGGGUCCUGCUGGAGAGAGGCCGCGGGCGAGGGUCGCGGGCCUCUGCGCGGCGUCACGGCCUGCCGUCGCGGCUCGGCGCUGCCAUGGAGAGCGGGGGGCGGCCCUCCCUGGGCCAGUUCGUCCUCUUGGGCACCAGCUCUGUCGUCACCGCCGUUCUGUACUCCGUGUACCGGCAGAAGGCCCAGGUCGCCCAACAGCUCAAGGGAGCCAAGAAAAUCCACUUGGGUGACGAUUUGAAGAGUAUUCUUUCAGAAGCUCCAGGAAAAUGUGUGCCUUACGCUGUCAUUGAAGGGGCUGUGCAGUCUGUUAAAGAAACCCUGAACAGCCAGUUUGUGGAGAACUGCAAGGGGGUCAUCCAGCGGCUGACACUUCAGGAGCACAAGAUGGUAUGGAAUCGGACAACCCACCUUUGGAACGACUAUUCAAAGAUCAUUCACCAGAGGACCAACACGGUGCCCUUUGAUCUGGUGCCCCAUGAGGAUGAUGUAGGUGUGGCUGUGCGGGUGCUGAAGCCCCUGGACUCCGUGGAUCUGGGCCUUGAGACUGUGUACGAGAAGUUCCACCCCUCUGUCCAGUCCUUCACGGAUGCCAUUGGCCACUACAUCAGUGGUGAGCGGCCCAAAGGCAUCCAGGAGACAGAGGAGAUGCUGAAGGUGGGGGCCACACUCACGGGGAUUGGAGAGUUGGUCUUGGACAACAACUCUGUCCGCCUGCAGCCCCCCAAGCAGGGCAUGCAGUACUACCUGAGCAGCCAGGACUUUGACACCCUGCGCCAGCGGCAGGAGUCGAGCGUCAGGCUCUGGAAGGUGCUGGCUCUGGUGUUUGGCUUUGCCACGUGCGCUACUCUCUUCUUCAUCCUGCGGAGGCAGUACCUGCAGCGACAGGAGCGCCUGAGGCUGCAGCAGAUGCAGGAUGAGUUCCUGGAGCAUGAGGCCCAGCUGCUGCGCCAGGCCACGCCUGAGGACAGGGAGAGUCUCAAGAGUGCCUGUGUUGUGUGUCUGAGCAGCUUCAAAUCCUGUGUGUUUCUGGAGUGUGGCCAUGUGUGUUCCUGUCGAGAGUGCUACCGUGCCUUGCCAGAGCCCAAAAGGUGCCCCAUCUGCCGGCGAGAGAUCACCCGCGUGAUCCCCCUGUACAACAGCUGAGGGGCUCUCGGGCUCCUGCUACACCAGCAUAGCCUCCCUGGAAAAGUUUUUCUCGUGAAGCCUUUGGUGGGCAUGGCUGUACUUCCAGGUCUGACUGAGCAGAAACUUCCAGUCCCAUCCCUCGAUCAGCAGGGGAGGGAGGGCCCUAUGUCUCCCAGAGCAUCUGGGAAAGUCCCGGGGGGUGGGCUGUGGCCUGUGACCUCUCCCCGGAACCAUACGAUCGUGUGUCACAAAGCACCUGUUUGUCUAAGCUUCGAAGCCAGCCACCUCUAGCUCUUCUGGGCCUUUCUGGAGACGGUGGUUGCAGCCACCCAGUGUGGAGGAAAGGCCAGGCUCUGGGAGGCCUGAAGAGCCGUCUCAGGAGACUCUGCUGCUUUUCUAAUGCUUCAGUCUGGGAAAGAGGACUGUGUUCAAAACUGUCAGGCUGGGCAGGUUGCCUGUGUCCCAUUCCCACGGCUUGUUUCUGAAACCUGUGCUCGCAUGGGUGUGGAGAGGAAGCAGGAAGAUCAGCUGGCAGUCAUACCAACAAGCAGUGCCUUGAGGGCCCUGCAGAGGACAUGCCUGGGCCCUGAUGUGGCCCUCUAGUGCAGCAUGUGGGAGGGCCCAGGGAGACUCUGGUUUUCCCUGCCUAGGAGAAGCCAGAAGGGCCCCAUAGGAAGUUAGCAAAGGAUGCUGCUGUCCUGCCCUUUGCAGCUGUUCUGCCAGCUUUUACCAAGGAAAAAUAGCCAGCGGAGCCCUGAGCCCUGUCUGUGGCAGUUGGCUUCCCUGGGGUGUGGUCACAUGAUCGCAUUCCUGGUACUCUGCUCUCCCUACCCUCUGCUCCCUGAUUUCUGCUCCCCCCACCUCCUGCCCUCUGUUCCCAUCCCACCCUCCCACAGGCUGAACCCAGAAAUGCCCCAGGGCCAGCUUUCUCUCCCUCCUCACCAUUCACCCGUCCUCCUCUGGGGGGAGGUAGGGUUCUCAGGGCCCGACACUGAGACGCAGUGUCAAGUGAACAGCACAGAUUAAACAUGCACCACGUG